ACCACAUAGAAACGUCUUAGCAAUCUAUAUAAGAAUCCUCAGCAGCAGCAUGAUAAACAUACAUUUCCAGAGGUCCAAGAAGUGUUUUAAAACAUCUGAAUGGCUACACACAUGGGCUCAUCCGAUUUCAAUUGAUCAUUAUAAUGAAAUCCAUAUGAUAUUUAUGGUAUUUGCAUUAUAAAUUCAUGGUAUGUACAAAAAAAAAAAAAAUAGACAGCUCCUGAAAAUCCUCAAAUCAAAACUUGCUUUCAGAAUUUACCUCAGUGCAGUCUCAUCUAGACUUGUUCUUAUCAAUCCAACCAAUCACAUGAUAUCUAACAGCAGGGAAUCUUAAGUAUAAAACUGCCUGGGAGGCUGUGCAUCUGUCCAGUGCUGCUCGGAGAGAGUGCGUAAAGGUGCUGUCCAUUUCCAAAUGUGUAAACGUCUACAAAGAUACAUCAGAAGAUAUGUUUCUCCUUCUUUAUCUGAGCUUUUGGAGUGUGCUGGGUUCACAUAGUCAGAGCCUGAGUGCAACAACAACAACAACAUCGCAAGCAUUUGUGACAGCUGGAGACGACAACGGCCAGUGCACGACCUGUCAGUUUAGGCAGCAGAGUAAACUCAUGCGCUUGCACUCCAUCAAGUCUCAGAUUUUGAGCAUCCUGCGUCUAGAACAAGCUCCGAACAUCAGUAGAGACACGGUCAAGCUACUCUUACCCAAAGCACCUCCACUGCAGGAGCUCCUCGACCAGUAUGACCAAAAUGGAGGCAUUGGUGAGAAUGAGGAACAAGGCAGCAGUGAGACCAUUAUUACCAUGGCCACAGAACCGCAAGCCAUCGCCCAUCUUGAGGGAAUGCCGAAGUGUUGCAUUUUCUCACUGAGCCCAAAGAUUAUGCCCGACAGCAUCCUGAAGGCCUUGCUCUGGAUCUAUCUCCGACCAGCUGAAGAGCCAACCACAGUCUUCAUCCAGAUAUCUCACCUGCGGUCAUCUUCUGAAGGGAACAGCCACUCAAGAAUACGGGCACAAAAAGUUGACGUGAAUGCCCGGACAAACUCCUGGCAGCACAUUGACAUGAAGAAGCUGUUGCAGUUGUGGCUCAAACAGCCCCAGAGUAACUUUGGGAUCGAAAUCAAGGCCUUUGACACCAAUGGAAAUGAUAUGGCUGUGACCUCGCCAGAAUCUGGAGAGGAAGGACUGCAACCCUUCUUAGAGGUGAAAAUAUCAGACGCUGGCAAGCGGUCCAGAAGGGACACUGGCCUUGAUUGCGAUGAGCAUUCCACCGAGUCUCGUUGCUGCCGGUAUCCACUCACCGUCGACUUUGAUGACUUCGGGUGGGACUGGAUAAUUGCGCCCAAGCGCUACAAGGCCAAUUACUGCUCCGGUGAAUGCGUGCAGAAGUACCCUCACAGUCACAUCGUUAACAAGGCCAACCCUCGGGGCAGCGCAGGUCCCUGCUGCACACCAACCAAGAUGUCACCCAUAAACAUGCUGUAUUUCAAUGACCGCGAGCAGAUCAUCUACGGAAAAAUCCCUUCAAUGGUCGUAGACCUUUGCGGCUGCUCUUGAGCCCAAGGGCUUUUCUAGUCACUACGACAGCAAGCCCUAACUGCUUUGGACCAGAGGGAAGUGAAAACAACCUUUACCUUGUCCCUUACGAAAUAGUUCCUGUUAAAACAAUUGACCACACCGGGUCCCAACAAGCCAACUUAGCCAAAUCUUUUUGUUUGUUCUCAUCAACUGUUGUACUCAACGACAGUGGUAAAAGGUGACAAGGGUUUCUUUUUUGAAGGUAUAACAAGGCUUCCUCUGUGAAAUCAUUUAAGCAUAGAGAUGACCUGAUGGGCUUUACCAGUGUGAUUUCAGAAUGUACAAAUUGCAAAAAGUAAAUUAAUUGUAAUUUUUAAGGGGGUUGUAAAGUUUAUUAUUUAUAUAAAGCUGCUUAUCCCCCAGUGACCCAAAAAGAGGAACACUGACCCAGAAACUUACUCAACAUGACGUCCAAACAAAAGACUUUCUGCAGUUGGUUCAUAGCAUGUGGGUGGUUGACAAAUGACAUGGAUAGGAAACUUUUUAGUGCUGUAACUACGCUGUAAAAAAUAUUUUCAAGAUUUGUUAUCACAACAUUUUUUUUCUUUAGUCAAAUCAACUUAAAUAAUUUAUUUAGUUGAGAUAACUUAUUGUUUAGAGUUUCUGAUGAUUAAAUCAAUGUAUUAACUCACUUUUUCCAGUUCAAUCAACUUAAAAUUUUAAGGCAACCAGGUUACUUCCUUUUUUAAGUUAAAUCAUUUUUUUUACAGUGUAGUCACAAUUUCAAUGCUUUUUAAAUAGUUUUAAACAUUGCUGGAACAUGUCAACCAUCGAAAAGCAUGCUUCUUAUAUGUUAAAAAAAAACUGCCAAUUAAAUAGUUAUCCUACAAAAUGUCUUAGGUUAGAGAUGGUCAUACUCAUAGUGAUCUUUUAAAACAUGGAAUUGUUUGUAUAGAUUGUGGUUUCAAAAUCAUGCUGUAGUUUUGAUCUGUUGUACCAAGUAAAAUGCCUGUUACUGAU
Molecule: messenger RNA, 2528 nt
Organism: Pimephales promelas (fathead minnow)
Lineage: Eukaryota; Metazoa; Chordata; Actinopteri; Cypriniformes; Leuciscidae
Gene: mstna
Product: myostatin a
Cellular component (GO): extracellular region
Molecular function (GO): cytokine activity; growth factor activity
Source: RefSeq, a predicted model, not a curated record